Molecule: messenger RNA, 2157 nt
Organism: Knipowitschia caucasica
Lineage: Eukaryota; Metazoa; Chordata; Actinopteri; Gobiiformes; Gobiidae
Source: the annotation of a GenBank genome assembly
AUGACAGAAAAGAAAAAGAGUAAAAGUGUGACUAUUUGUGGAUACCCAUUGAGUAUCUUUUUUAUUGUGGUGAAUGAAUUCUGUGAGCGCUUCUCCUACUAUGGCAUGAGAGCCGUGCUUGUUCUAUACUUCAAGUUCUUUCUAAAGUGGGAUGAUGACUUUGCCACAACUAUCUACCACACCUUUGUUGCGCUCUGUUACCUCACGCCGAUCCUGGGAGCCGUCAUAGCCGACUCAUGGCUUGGCAAAUUUAAGACCAUUAUUUACCUGUCGAUAGUCUAUGCAGCUGGACAGAUCGUGUUGGCGGUGAGUGCCAUCCAUGACAUCACAGAUAAUGAUAGAGACGGGGUUCCUGAUAACAUGACCUUUCACGUAGCGUUGUCUAUGGUGGGUCUGAUCCUCAUUGCUUUGGGCACAGGAGGAAUUAAACCAUGUGUGGCUGCGUUUGGAGGAGACCAGUUCACCGAGGACCAGGAAAAGCAGAGGAGCACGUUCUUCUCCAUCUUCUACCUGUCGAUCAACGCUGGCAGUCUGCUCUCCACCAUCAUCACCCCCAUCUUCAGAGCGCAGAAAUGUGGGAUCUACACCAAACAGCAGUGCUACCCUCUGGCCUUUGGGGUCCCGGCCGCUCUCAUGGUGGUGGCCUUAAUUGUGUUCAUUGUUGGAAGUGGCAUGUACAACAAGACAGCCCCUCAGGGAAAUAUCCUGGUCAAAGUGUGCAAGUGUGUUGGCUUUGCCAUCAAGAACCGCUACAGGCACAGAGCUUCCAGCUACCCAAAGAGAGAGCACUGGAUGGACUGGGCAGAGGAGAAGUAUGAUAAACUUUUGAUUGCUCAGGUGAAAAUGGUUCUGAAAGUGCUCUUCCUCUACAUCCCUCUCCCGAUGUUCUGGGCACUGUUUGACCAGCAGGGAUCCAGAUGGACGCUUCAGGCCAUAACCAUGAAUGGAGACUUUGGGGUCUUUGUUGUUCAGCCUGAUCAGAUGCAGACCGUCAACCCAAUCCUAAUCCUUGUCCUGGUGCCCAUCAUGGACAGUGUUGUGUAUCCACUGAUCGCAAAAUGCAACUUAAACUUCAGCCCGUUGAAGAGAAUGACCGUGGGGAUGUUCUUGGCAGCUCUCGCAUUUGUUGCUGCUGCUCUGGUGCAGAUACAGAUUGAUGCCUCACUUCCCAUUUUUCCAACCAGCACUAUUUCACAGGCAAAGUUUAUUAACAUGAUGAAUGAGAAUGUGGAAGGGACUGCAGGGGAGUUUGAGCUCGGUCUGGAGCCCUAUAAGGCCACGCCCAAUUAUCUGGAAUUCUCCAACUCGUUUCCAUUGACACUGAAUGGAACGACUUACCCGACCAGCCUCGCCGCCGGCUCACGAAACACUUUGGUCAUAAUCAAGGAUGGUGUUUCACCCAGAGCAAUUCAGUUCAGUGACGUCACGGCCAAACCAGACGAGGGCAAGAAUGCUAUCAGAUUUUUCAAUGGGUUUGGCUCCCCACUUAACAUAACAAGUUCAGCGGAAUAUGGAGACAUUGGGGCCAACAACAUGUCUAAAUAUCGCAAUGAACAGUACGGAAAAGUGCAGUUCACAAUCCUGAAUGAGAUGACCAUGGCAAACUGCAUCUACGAGCAGACGCUGGACUUCGGCAGCUCCUACACUCUGCUCAUCCCUCCAACACUCCAAUUUGAACCCAUGUGCGAGGGAAUCGUACCAAUCUUGGACAUCGCACCCAACAGCGUCCACAUGGCCUGGCUCAUCCCUCAGUACUUCCUCAUCACGGCUGGAGAGGUGGUCUUCUCCGUUACUGGGUUAGAAUUCUCCUACUCUCAAGCUCCAAGUAACAUGAAGGCCGUGCUGCAAGCUGGUUGGUUGUUAACCGUCGCCGUUGGCAACAUCAUAGUGCUGAUUGUUGCUGAGGCGGCCACACUUCCUGAUCAGUGGGCAGAGUACAUCCUGUUUGCGUCGCUGCUGGUGUUGGUGUGCAUCAUCUUUGCCGUCAUGGCUUACUUCUACAGCUACAUCGACCCGGCCAAGAUAGAAGCCCAGUUUGCCGAGCCGGACGACGAGAAGAAGAGGAGAAGUCUGGAGAUGGGGAGAAAGGACUCUAUAGAGCAUCGAGAUGACAAGAGGCGGUUGUCAGAAUCCAACGCCAUCCAGACCAAGAUGUGA